CUUGUGUGUUCUGUAUAACCGUUUGAAUCUUCUUAUUGGUUUAGUAGAAUCGAAGGAGCCGGAUUUGUCGAAUAUGAAAGAUGGCAAUGGUGACACUAUUUUACACACUGCAGCAGCCUUGAAACGGAUGCAGAUAAUAAAAUACCUGGUCCAGAGUAGAUAUAAAGUGGAUGUGACACUACAAGAAAACAGGUCAAAACCGACCGCACAAAACCGACCGCCGCAUAUAAAACCGACCGACGGUCGCGUGGUCGGUUUUAACCCGUCGAAAUCACAAAACGGCGUCGACCUGGGUGACGUGGCAACAAAUAAAACCGACCGUCGGCAACGGUCGGUUAUAUGUAUGACAUGGCACUGUUAUAACCGACCGUUCCUUGUGGUCGGUUUUGUGUUCCGCGAAAAAAUAAUUAAAAAUUAAUUUAAAUAAAAAUAUCUGUGCGUCAGCCCCAUAAAACGACGUCGUUUUUUUUGUUUGGUACUAAAACCGACCGAUUAGUCGGUCGGUUUUAACCUGCAGCUUUUAUAUCACUUUUUAGCUAGUAGUGAGCUCCCAUUCACUUGAAAUAAAAAUCAAAGGAGAAGAAAGGAGCUAAAGUGGGGAAGAAUUAUUGCUUGCAAACAUUUCAAGUAAGUGAUUUUCAUUUCUUUGCAUUAAAUGUGUGUGUGGUGGGUGUGUUAAAUGUGUUUGUUAUAUUAAAUGUGUGUGUGUGUAUUGAAUGCUUGUAUUGAAUGUAUGAAAUUCAUGUCAAAUUAUUUGUUAAAUGUAUGUGUUAUUACAUUUGUGUAUUGAAUGUAUGUGUGUAUUGAAUGUAUGUGUGUGUUAAAUGUAUGUGUGUGUUAAAUGUAUGUGUGUGUUAAAUGUGUGUGUUAAAUGUGUGUUAAAUGUGUGUGUAGAUGACAAACUUGGAUCGAAGUUGGAUUAGUAAUCAAGUGCAAAGUGAUAAAAUUUCGUUAACUCCGGAAUAUAGGAAUGGUGUAGAAACUUUUUUAAAAUUUGCAAGUGAAAAUGGAAUGGGAGAAGAUGGUACAAUGAAGUGUCCUUGUAAACGUUGUAGGAAUUUGAAUUGGUUAAGUAUCGAUGAUGUUAGAUUCCAUUUACUUGCUAAGGGGAUGCUUGAGGGUUAUACCGUUUGGACAUCACAUGGUGAAGAAAGAGGAAGAAAACGUAGUCGAACAUCGCAUAAUCGUUAUUGUGUUCGGGAACCUACGAGGGUAGAACAACCGGUAGAUUUGAAUGCGAUGCUACAUGAUUUUGCCGGUGAAAAUUCCGAAUUUUAUAACAACGUGGAUACGGGAACUAGGAAUGUAGAAGAAGUUCCAAAUGAUAGUGCAAGAAAAUUGUAUGAGGUGAUUGUUGAAAAUGGAGCACCUAUUUAUCCCGGUAAUACGAAGUAUACAAGAUUAAGCUUUACCACAAAAUUGUUAGAAUUCAAGAAUAUCUCACAUUGUAGUAAUAAGGCUUUUGAUAGUUUGCUUACACUUUUUGCGGAUGUAUUACCAAAAAAACACACGUUGCCCCAAACUUAUUAUGAAAUGAAGAAGAUAAUGAAGGGUUUGAGGGUUGAAUAUCAAAAGAUUGAUUUAUGUGAGAAUGAUUGUAUGUUAUUUUAUGGAGAUGACAAGGAUAAAGUUGUGUGUGAUAUAUGUGGUCAAGAUCGUUAUCGGGAUGUUUUGAGGAAAGAUGGUAAAAAAAUACCAAAAAAAAUAUUGAGACAUUUUCCUUUGAUUCCUCGACUACAACGCUUGUAUAUGUCAAAACAUACAUCCGACCAUAUGAGAUGGUACAAGAAUCGAGAUGUCAAAGAUGGAGAAAUUAGUCAUCCCGCGGACGGAGAAGAGUGGAAAAAUUUUGAUCGUCGAUAUCCAUCAUUUGCUCAAGAAAUUCGUAAUAUAAGGCUUGGCCUUGCAACCGACGGUUUCAACCCAUUUGGCCCUACCGGGAAAAAAACAUAUAGUGUGUGGCCCAUAGUAGUAGUUGUCUACAAUCUUCCGCCAUCAAUGUGCAUGAAAAAACCCUAUAUGUUUAUGACCGAUAUAGUGCCGGGUCCGAAUAGCAUUGGCAAAGAUAUUAACGUUUGUCUAAGGCCUCUCAUUGAUGAAUUGAAGAUAUUGUGGAAUACAGGAAUUGAAACAUAUGAUCAAUCUUUGAAACAAAAUUUUACAAUGAGAGCGGCUCUUAUGUGGACAAUUAGUGAUUAUCCCGCUAUGAGUAUGAUAAGUGGAUGGUCGGGUAAAGGAAAAUUAGGAUGUCAAGUGUGUCUUGGAAGUGUGCAAGGGUUUCAAUUAAAACAUUGUGGUAAAUGUAGUUUCUAUGGCACGAACCGAAUAUUCCUUGAACCGAAUGAUCCACUACGUCGGAAAAGUAAUUUGUUUGAUAAUGCGGAAAGAAGAGUGUUUCGUGGUCGUUUGUCCGGGGAGGGUGUAAAGGAGUUGCUUGACGGUUUAGUUUUUCCACCACCCGGAAAGACUAAUACAAAGGCGAGGAGUAUUGGAUAUGGGGAAGAGCAUCAUUGGACUCAUGUUCCAAUUUUUUAUGAACUCCCUUAUUGGUCUUCACAUAGUUUACGAUAUUCAAUUGAUAUCAUGCAUACGGAAAAAAAUGUUUUUGAGAACCUAUUUUUUACUAUUGUGAAUGCGAAGAAGUCAAAGGAUCACAAAAAAGCAAGAGCGGAUUGCAAGCACUUUGGUGUGUUACCUCAUUUGUGGAUUGAUGAAAAUGGCAAGUCACCCAAAGCACCUUUUUCCAUUACAAGAAAACAACGUAAACUUUUGUGUGAAUGGAUUAGUUCACUGAAACUUCCAGACGGUUAUUCCUCAAAUAUAUCUCGUUGUUGUAAUGUUGAGGAGUGUACAUUUUAUGGAUUCAAAUCGCAUGAUUGUCAUAUAUUUCUUCAAAAAUUAUUGCCUCUUGCAAUUCGUGAGCUUUUACCGGCGCCUAUUGCGGAUGCCAUCACGGCAAUUGCAAAUUUUUUUCAAGAUUUGUGCUCAUCCACGGUUACAAAAACCGAUUUGGAAAUAAUGGAAAAAUCAGUUGUGAAAGCAUUGUGUUUGUUAGAAACAAUUUUUCCUCAAAGUUGGUUUGAUUCGAUGGAACACUUGGUUGUGCAUUUGGCGGAAGAAAUUAGACUUGCUGGACCUGCUUACUGGCAUUGGAUGUAUCCAAUUGAGCGUUUAUUGGGGAAACUAAAACAAAAGGUCGGCAAUAAAGCAAGAGUUGAGGGUUCCAUUGCCGAACGAUAUAUGGAGGAGGAGAUUGUCAAUAUUUGUGCGUUUUACUUUGCAUCCGACUCGAUUCACAAUAAAUUAAGUCGUAAUGAAGUUUUGUUUGAUGUACAAAAGACCGACAAAUUAGAAGUUUUUAAAUAUCCAUGUGAUUCUCUUGGAAAAGAACGAAGUCGAUAUUUGAAUGAUGAUGAGCAAUUAUUAGCUGAUGAAUAUGUUCUUCUAAACUCUCCUGAAGUUCAACCUUAUCUAAGGUAUGGUAUUUUAUAAUAAAUUUUUGUGAAGAUGUCGAUACAUUUUAUGAUAAAUUCAUGUUACUGACAUUUAUGCAUUAUUGUAGGAGGUACCAAGAUCGAGUUAUGAGACAACGUCCUGAGACAACGCCACAACAAUUAGAUCAUAUUGUGAAAACUCGAUUCAAAGCUUGGUUUAAGAAAAAGGUUGAGAAAGACGAGAUAGACGGACCUCGUUUCAUGGACUUACUAGAAGGACCGGCAUUAAAGGUCAUGACUUUUGAAACUUGUCAAGUUAAUGGAUAUAAAUUUUCAACAUCAUCCGCAUCCGGUUCCGGUGUUGUUGUUAAGGGAACUUUGCACGAAAAUAAUCUUGAUUAUUAUGGUCAACUAAUAGAAAUUGUGAGACUUAUUUAUCAAGGAUGCAAUCACGUAUAUUUGUUCAAAUGUAUUUGGUUUGAUAGUCUCGGAAAUGGUGUGAGGAUCGAUAAGAAUCGAGUGGUGACGGUUGAUAUAACUUCAAGAUUGAGAUCUAACGAAGUUUUUAUUUUAGCUAGUCAAGCCUCUCAAGUAUAUUACGCUCCUAGCGUAUUGGAUCCACGAAGCAAAAUAUAUACGGUGGUCAAAUCUAAAAGUCGUCCGAUUGAUGAGUCAAUUAUUGUGCAAAACGAUAUAGAGGAUGCUUUUCAAGAAGAUAGAUCUAAUGCCGCUAGCUCAUUUUCAUUAUUUGUUGAUUUUGCACAAUAUGGACAAAUACCAUUUAUUCGGCAUGAAAAUCAAGAUGAUGAUGAUGAUGAAGAAGACGAAUUGCGAGAUGAUGAAAAUCAAGAAGAUGAUGAUGAUGUUGAACACAAUGAAGAAGAGGAAGAUGAUAAUAAUGAAGAAGAGGAAGAUGAUGAAGAUGAUGACGGUUUUGAUGACUUUCAAUGAUGUUUAAUUUUGUGUAAUGAUUUAUAAUGGUGUAAUGAUAUACAAUGGUGUAAAUUUGUUGUUGGUAUUUUGUGAUGUUUGGUUGUUGAGGAUGCUUGGUUUUGAUUGUUUGGUUUGAUUUUGUUGUUGGUUUGAUUGUUUGAUUGGAAACUGCAGAUUUUGCUGCAAUUUUUUUAAAAUUUCACCAGCAAAACCGACCGAAUGGUCACAAAACCGACCACUUUUUACCAUAUUGAUGCCAGAAAACCGACCACAUUCGACUAUAACCGACCGUUCUCAUCACAUAAAACCCAGAAAACCGACCGUCUUCAACAGAAUUCGGUCGGUUAUGAGACGGUCGGUUAUGUGAAUCAGGGUGACCUACUGCCACAAACCCGACCGGCUCAUAACCGACCACUUAUAACCGACCGUGGCAGGAUUUGACCUCGGUCGGUUUUGCGUAAAACUCAGUCAAAGUUUUCAUAUUUAAUUUGUCAUAAUAUAUAUAUAUUAUAAUAAAUAUAAUGUCCCAGAAAACCGACCGUACUCAAGUAAAACCGACCGAGCUUCUCCAGAAAACCGAC
Messenger RNA from Daucus carota subsp. sativus, 4948 nucleotides. RefSeq lists its product as uncharacterized. The transcript is spliced from 2 exons. Bases 895 to 3492 code for a protein of 865 amino acids. The record is from RefSeq and is a predicted model, not a curated record. Lineage: Eukaryota; Viridiplantae; Streptophyta; Magnoliopsida; Apiales; Apiaceae. Gene Ontology annotation, molecular function: protein binding.